AUGUCAGCUGCAGCGGCAGCGGCGGCGGCAGCGGCAGCCUCCAGCAGCCGCCGAUGCAAGUCCAAAAACAGCAGCAGCUCAAUAUCCUCAAACACCAUCCGCUACCAAAAACCACCACUUUUGCUACCACCGACACUCAGUCGAUACGAGGACCAAAAGCGCCGGGACUGGGACACAUUCCGGCAAUAUCUAAACAACCACCGCCCCCCACUCUCUCUCUCACGGUGCAGUGGGGAUCACAUACUCGAAUUCCUCCGAUACAUCGACCAGUUCGGGAAAACCAAAGUCCAUACCAAUACAUGUCCCUUCUUUGGCCAUCUCCAUCCACCAGCACCAUGUCCGUGCCCUUUUAAACAGUCCUGGGCCAGCCUUGAAGCAUUCGUCAGCCGCCUCGGCAUCGCCUUUGAAGAGAAGGGUGGAGAUGCUGAGAACAACCCUUUUGAUUCAAAUGAUGUGAAGUUGUAUCUUAGGAAGGUUAGGGACAAUCAAGCUAAGGCCAGAGGAACAUAG
Molecule: messenger RNA, 510 nt
Organism: Ilex paraguariensis (yerba mate)
Lineage: Eukaryota; Viridiplantae; Streptophyta; Magnoliopsida; Aquifoliales; Aquifoliaceae
Source: the annotation of a GenBank genome assembly